UUAUACAAAUUGUACUGGGUACAAUCUGCUACAUUCUAUUGAUCACUAUAGAUACAAACACAAGAAGGGUCCGAUCAAAAGAAACCCUAAUCGCAUCGAAGAAGAAGAUGAAUGAAGGUGAUACUGUUAAGCCGCCGCCGCCUAGUUAUCGGAAACCUGUUUCCUGCAUCAUAGGUGAUGCAUACACUGGCAAAACCAUGCUUCUCGGUUGUAUUCGAGUGGUGAAGGAAUCCCGGAUAUGUUAUUUCUAUUGUUUAAGUGGAUCCAAUACACCAUUAUUCACAAGUUUACCUACAGUCAACAAGCUGUGCAGAGAUUUAAACAUGAUAUUCGUCCACCUGUGCUCAAGCCUAAUGAUGAUUUGGACUCCAACAUGUAACUUUCACUCAUUGGAAGCAAUUCUCAAGAUUAUGAAAACUCCACAAGUCAAUAUUCCUGUUAGUGCUGUAAACAUAGGUCCUGUUCAUAAGAAGGAUGUGGAGAAGGCCAGUGCAAUGCUUGAAAAGAAACCAGAGUAUGCUGUUGUGUUGGCGUUUCCUGCCAUGGUCACCCCUGGAGCUUGGCAACUUGCACACAAAUUGGGUGUCAAAAUUUUCAUCUCCGAUAAAAUGCAUCAUCUAUUUGAUCGAUUUAAGACUUACAUGAACAACAUUAAGGAGGCGCAAAAGAAAGAUUCUGCUGAUGAGGCCUGCGUUCUCAAGAUCAAGCCAAAUUUUGUCUUCAACCAUAAGGAUCCCAUUGUUUUGGGAGUAGAUGUCCUUCAAGGCAUUUUGAAGUGACAGGAAUUUGCAAUUCUAUAUUUUUGGGCCUUGGGAUUGGCAAUCCAAUUUGUAUUCCUUCACAAAAGAACAUUGAUAUUGGCCGCAUUGCCUCCAUUGAGAAUAACCUUAAACCGGUUGAUAAAGCGAAGAAAGGGCAGCAAGUAGUCAUUAAGAUUGUUGGCAGCAGUUCUGAGGAACGACAGAAAAUGUUUGGGAGGCAUUUUUGGAUUGAUGAACUUGUGAGCCAUAAUACCGGGGUCAUAUGAUUGUGGAUGAAUGGAAGUUGGUGAAGAAAUUGGAGAUUAUUACAGUGAGACUUGAUAUCUAUUUUUUCAAGAUAGAACGAGAGUAUUCACCAAUGAUGUUCGACAGGGGAAAGCAAAUAUUCAAGGGAGUAUUUAUCACGUGACAAAAACAAAAUAGUUCACUUUAAUAUGUUCAAAUUUUCCAUUUGUAGCUGAUGCAUGGUAUUUAAUGAUGAGUUAUAUGCAUCAUUUGCGAAUGUGUAGUAUCUUUAAAAGAGGAAUGAUAGGGUCACACCCUCUAACACACUCAAAUUAUAACUUGCCAUCUCAUCUACUUUUUCUUCUCAUUAACU
Molecule: messenger RNA, 1359 nt
Organism: Medicago truncatula (barrel medic)
Lineage: Eukaryota; Viridiplantae; Streptophyta; Magnoliopsida; Fabales; Fabaceae
Product: eukaryotic translation initiation factor 5B
Exons: 7
Coding region: 108-779 (223 amino acids)
Biological process (GO): translational initiation
Cellular component (GO): cytoplasm; mitochondrion
Molecular function (GO): translation initiation factor activity
Source: RefSeq, a predicted model, not a curated record